Molecule: messenger RNA, 1480 nt
Organism: Medicago truncatula (barrel medic)
Lineage: Eukaryota; Viridiplantae; Streptophyta; Magnoliopsida; Fabales; Fabaceae
Product: calcium uniporter protein 5, mitochondrial
Exons: 2
Coding region: 300-1322 (340 amino acids)
Biological process (GO): calcium import into the mitochondrion; mitochondrial calcium ion homeostasis
Cellular component (GO): uniplex complex
Molecular function (GO): uniporter activity; calcium channel activity
Source: RefSeq, a predicted model, not a curated record
AAAAGAAAAAAAAAAAAACUAUAAACUAACGGCACAAAAAAAAACUCCGUCACCGUUAACCCCCCAUUCUCUUUCCUCCACCCUUCUUCUCCUUUUCUCUCUCUUUUAGUUUUCUAUUGCUAUAAAAACACCACAAACGAAUUUUCCUUCUUUCUUUUUCCUUUUUGAUAUAUGUGAUUUUCACCCUCAUUACAUUACUGGGUCAGUGUUGAUUUUCUCUGUUCUUAACCAUUUCACAUAAAGUUUCUAUUUUUUAUUUUUAUUUUUAUUUUUUUUUAUCAUUUUUGUGUGUUAAAAAAAUGUGGGGUAGGUGGUGUUGUUCUUCUGGUGCAGGUUUUAGAUCAUUCACAAAAAGGGUUUCUUCCAUUGUUAAUCUAACACAUGGUUUUGAUGAAAAGGUUCAAUCUUUUGGUUCACCAUUGUUAGGUUUAAGGAGUGUUGUUACAGUGACACAUGGUGGUGGUGGUGAUAGAAGGGGAAAAGGGUUUGGAUAUUUUUCAGUUAUGUUGAACCAAAUGAAAAGGGGUUUAUCAUCAUCAUCUUCUUCUUCUUCAAAUGUGGUUGGUGAUGGUGGUAAUGGUAAUAAUAAUGAGAGAGAAAAUACUAUAUCAUCUUCUGAGGCUAAGAAGCUUAUGAGAUUGGUGAAUGUUGAAACACUUAAGAUGGAACUUGGUAUGGGAGGGAAAGAAAUUAUUUCCUAUUUUGAACUUCUUCAAGCUUGUCAGAGUAGUGGUAUUGCUAGGAAUCAAGAUGAGGCUGCAAAAUUUGCUAAGGUUCUUGAUGAUGCUGGGGUUGUUCUACUAUUUAGGGAUAAGGUUUAUCUGCAUCCUGAUAAGGUGGUGGAUUUGAUUCGAAGAGCCGUUCCACUGGCACUGACUUCUGACAAUGAUCCUAUGAGGGAGGAGUUAAUGAAACUACAAGAAAAGAAAAAGGAAAUUGAUUUGUUGGCACAUAAACAGGUGCGACGCGUCCUUUGGUCUGGACUAGGAUUUGGUGUAAUCACUGUCGGCCUCUUCUUCCGGCUAACAUUCUGGGAAUUUUCAUGGGACGUAAUGGAACCUAUUGCGUUUUUUGUUACCACAACCGGGUUAGUUACAGGCUACGCUUACUUUCUAUUCACUUCAAGAGACCCUACUUAUCAAGACUUGUUGAAGAGGCUUUUUCUUAGAAGGCAGAGGAAGCUUUGUAAGAAACAGAAUUUUGAUGUUGAGAGAUUCAUGGAGCUCCAGUGCAAGUGUAAAACACAUCUACAUUCUCGCAGUGUUUUGAAAAAUAGUAUAGGGGUUGAUCUUGAUCUUGAAGAUGCUUUACAUAGAGAUUAACAUUUUGACUGAGAUAACCUUGUCCCCCCUGCUUGUUUUAACAUUGGUGGGAGAAUGUUUAAUCUAACUGUAGCUUUGGCGAAUAUACACACAUUUCCUUCAUUUUCAUGACCAUGCCUAAAACCAUAUAUGCAAACAUAAUUUUUCUUCUAUUUGUU